CCGGCUCGUUACGAUCAGGCUAGCUUGCCAGCAACGACUGACUGGACCACCAUGUCCUUUCUCGUAGGACCUAUCUCUGGCGCUCUUGCCGCAGGAGGGGUGUAUUAUGGUUUCUCCACCAUGAUCCAAACACGAACCGAGCAGCACCGUACCGAUGUAUCCUGGUGGCCCCCCUUAAGCUCUGGAUUUAUGAUGCACAUGGCUCAACGUCUACAGUUGGUCGUUGAUGUGUAUCUGGAUGCGAUAACGGCGACGCAGAAUUGGUGAAUAUGCUUGAAACAUCCUCAAUCUGCAUGACGCGAAAAACUCAUCCGUCUCUGCUUCUUGCCAUCUCGCAUCUAUACUGCACGAGAGGCAAUGACAUUCGCUCACCGGAGUAACUUCUCUUUACGUGGCUUAGGAGCCUAUACGACAACGCGCUAAGUGCGGAGAUUAAGCUUGCCAGAUGCUUCAGGGUAUGCUCCAUACCGCGGCCAUAGAAGGAGCGGCAGCCUACCAUGCGUUCGGCACUGUAUUAGUAGUGGUGUCGUCAUUGUGCCGUGUCUGCUCCGGAAUGUCAUUGACCCCAUGCAUGCAGGAUCGACGC
Rhodofomes roseus is the source of this 586-nucleotide messenger RNA. RefSeq lists its product as uncharacterized. Lineage: Eukaryota; Fungi; Basidiomycota; Agaricomycetes; Polyporales; Fomitopsidaceae. The transcript has 6 exons. The record is from RefSeq and is a predicted model, not a curated record. Bases 52 to 267 code for a protein of 71 amino acids.